Triplophysa dalaica is the source of this 1396-nucleotide messenger RNA. It is a transcript of the gene ift46, whose product is annotated as intraflagellar transport 46 homolog (Chlamydomonas). NCBI's taxonomy places the organism in Eukaryota, Metazoa, Chordata, Actinopteri, Cypriniformes, Nemacheilidae. The record is from RefSeq and is a predicted model, not a curated record. The transcript has 12 exons. The coding region runs from base 116 to 1192 and encodes 358 amino acids. Gene Ontology annotation, cellular component: intraciliary transport particle B; centrosome; motile cilium. Gene Ontology annotation, biological process: intraciliary transport; cilium assembly.
UCACACACUCAACACUGUAUAUUUCGUUUUUAUCUGCUGAACGCGGAGCAUCACGUUCUCCUCGCACGAAAGUCUCGCGAGAACAGUUUCCUUGGAAACCAUACACCGUGUUUUCAUGGAGAGGUCCGAGCGACAAAAGAUCCAACUGACAUCCAAUCAACCAUACGACGAAAGUUUUGACGUAAACGCGGACGACGCGGACAGUGUACACACCCCGACCCCACGACAGAUUGUUUCCAGGAGGGCAGGGAGGCAGAAGCAGAGCACCAUGGCCAGUUACACUGGUAGUAAACUAGAAGAUGAAACAAAGCAGAGAAAAAAAGAGCCACCUGGUUCUCGUGGUACUAAAGAAAACGAGGAUGAUGAUGAAGAGGAGGAGGAGGAGGAGGAUGACGAAGAUGAUGAUGAUGAUGAUUCUGAUGAUACAGAGUCUGAUGAAGAGGAAGGGGAGCCUGGAUCUGUUCCAGAAGGCGCAUAUGAUCCAGCCGACUAUGAUCAUCUUCCUGUAACAGCAGAGAUUAAAGAGCUGUUUCAGUACAUCACACGAUACACCCCUCAGACGAUAGAUCUUGAUCACAAACUGAAGCCGUUUAUCCCUGACUUUAUUCCGGCUGUGGGAGACAUUGAUGCUUUCCUCAAAGUACCGCGACCGGAUGGCAAGCCAGAUAAUCUGGGUCUUCUAGUUCUGGAUGAGCCUUGCACUAAACAGUCAGACCCCACAGUGCUUUCCCUGUGGCUGUCGGAGAACAGCAAACAACACAAUGUCACUGAAAUGAAGGUUAAGAGCAUAGAAAACCCAGAAAGAAACCUCAAAGCCAUAGACAACUGGAUUGAGAGCAUCAGUGAACUGCAUCGGUCAAAACCUCCAGCUACUGUAAACUACACCAGAGCAAUGCCGGACAUCGACAGCCUGAUGCAAGAGUGGCCAUCUGAUUUUGAGGAACUUUUGGGAAAGGUGAAUCUGCCCACAGCAGAUAUUGAUUGUAGUUUGGCAGAGUAUGUCGACAUUAUUUGUGGGAUAUUGGACAUACCUGUGUACAAGAACCGAAUUCACUCGCUCCACGUCCUGUUCACACUCUACUCUGAAUUCAAAAACUCGCAGCACUUUAAAUCUGUAGAAGGCCAGAAGUCUGACACGCCAUCUGCUUCACAUACAGCCACGGCUGAAUUAGAAAGACUCACUUUGGACUGAAAUGACUGUCAUGACAUUUUGAGCAUGGUCUAUUUCUUACAUCCUGUUUUGUUGUUGUCAAGAGCUUUUUUUUUCUAUAGCCCAUGAUACUUUAUAUUGUAUAGAUUCUCCUUAUCUUUGGUUAUAUGAAGUAACAAACACAUAUCUUAAAAGCAAAUGUAUUAGCAAGGUUUUAACAAUGUUUAAUAAAUAAUAAUUACAUUU